AUGGACCCUGCUCAUCCUGCUAUUGCUGCACCUGCCUCAGCCCUGGCCCUAGCUCAGGCCUCAGCGCAAGACCCCGUGGCAUUCCCUGGCCUGUUAAGCCAGUUGCCCCUUUUCUCUGGACAAGAAGUACACAGGAGUGAAAGAGGAGCUUGUCUUUGGAGGCCUUGGCUGUCCCCUGCAAAUGACCUCCCAAGGCAGAUGAGGAAACUGUCAGAGUUGGCUGCCGGUGGGGCAACAGCUGCCGAGGUCACCAAGGCUGACUCCAAAUUCCAUCACCCUGUCAGGCUCUUCUGGCCUAAAUCCCGCUCCUUUGACUACCUGUACAGUGAUGGGGAGAUUUUACUGCAGAACUUCCCUGUCCAGGCCACCAUCAACUUAUAUGAAGACUCAGACAGUGACGAUAUGGAGGAGGAGGAAGAGGAGGAAGAAGAGGACAAAGAAGAGGAGGAGAAAGAGGAGGCAGAUGCAAACGAUCCAGAAGAGUGUGUGAGGGGAUUAAGGAAUCUGCUCAGUGUCACUGUCAACAUACGGCUAUCAAUAUAUGGUUGA
Orycteropus afer afer is the source of this 549-nucleotide messenger RNA. RefSeq names its product ripply transcriptional repressor 1 (gene RIPPLY1). The transcript has 5 exons. NCBI's taxonomy places the organism in Eukaryota, Metazoa, Chordata, Mammalia, Tubulidentata, Orycteropodidae. Bases 1 to 549 code for a protein of 182 amino acids. The record is from RefSeq and is a predicted model, not a curated record. Gene Ontology annotation, cellular component: nucleus. Gene Ontology annotation, biological process: negative regulation of transcription by RNA polymerase II; embryonic pattern specification.